GAGGAGAGCACCCGGGACGCGGUCGCGGUGGAUGCCGCCGUCCCCAAACGGGUGAGAGCCGCCGGGGCUGCGCGCUCUGCCGGCGGUACCGCUUCUGUUUGCGCGUUGCUCGCUCUCGCUCGGCCGUUUCCUUCCUCUCCGGGGCUUUGCGGGCUGGAGGCGGCGGGUAGGGCUGCGGGAACGGCGGCCAUAGAGCGCCAUCGGCCAUAAAAAGCGCCCUCGCCCCAUGGAGCGGCCCCUCCUGCCCCGCCCCGAGCGCCGGAGCAGCGCCUUCCUCCGUCCCGGCCGCGCUGCCCUCUGCGUGCCGUGGGGCGGACCCGGCGCUGCGCUGUCACCUCCUCCCUUCACGCACCGCUUUUGUUCCUUUCAGCUGCUGGAGAUCGUCCGGAAGGAGGAUGUGGUUCUCCGCGCCGUCCUCAUCACGCAUCACCACUGGGACCACGCGCGGGGCAACGAGGAGCUGGUCAGGCUGUGCCCGGGGCUGCGGGUGUACGGUGCGGAUGAGCGCAUCGGGGCCCUCACGCACCGCGUGGCCCCCGACGAGGAGCUGACGUUCGGGGCCAUCCGUGUGCGGUGCCUCUUCACCCCGUGCCACACUAAGGGCCACAUGUGCUACUUCAUGUGGGAGGAUGGGUCUCUGGAUGCGCCGGCGCUGUUCUCAGGUGACACGCUGUUUGUGGGGGGCUGUGGGCAGUUCUUGGAAGGGACAGCAGAGCAGAUGUACACCAACCUCACUCAGGUGCUGGGGGAUCUGCCCAAGGAGACGAAGGUGUUCUGUGGCCACGAAUGCACUGUCCGGAACCUGAAGUUUGCCCUGAAAGUGGAACCAGAGAAUGAAGCGGUGAAGAAGAAGCUUGCAUGGGCCAGACAGCGGGAUGAUGAGGAUCUGCCCACGGUGCCCUCCACGCUGCAGGAGGAGUUCCUCUACAACCCCUUCCUCAGGGUCACGGAGGAGGCUGUGCAGAAGUUCACAGGCAGGAAGGAGCCGGUGGAAGUGCUGCGGGCUCUACGCACCGAGAAGGACAACUUCAAGAAGCCCAAGGAGCGGCCCCAUCCCCAGGCCAUGCUCGCCUUCGACUGGGGGCUCUUUGCCCCUUUCCUGGAGAAGAAGUGAGGCUGCACCACCCCACCACGCAGGGGUCCACAGAGCGGAGGCACACGCUGGGCUCUGCUGCCCAAAACCCACAGUGCUGCACAGACGGCCCCGCUCAGGUGUCCCUCAGCCCUCGGCUGGGACAGGGCAGGGACCCAGGAACCGCACCACUCCGUGUCCAUUGCAUUUCUUUUUCUCAAGGUAGAACACAGGAAAGCUAUUGUACGAAGCAUUGAGGUUGCUGUGUUUCUGGGAUGGCAGCGUGGGACUCCCACGCCCUGCAGCUUGCAGCGUGUGCAAAAUCAGUGCUGUUGGGCAAAACCAACAUCAUGUUUUCUUUUUUUUCCCCAUUUAAAGUCUGAGGACAGCAUGGAGCUUUUUGCUGCGGUGUUGCAUCCCAAAACGUAGCAAUGCCUUUUUCUUUACUGAGGGCAGGCAGGGCGUGCUGGUGGCUCUGUGCAUGGCUGCAUUAACCCCAUGCAGUGGUGUGGGCAGGGUGCUGCUGGGCAGCCCAUCGCUCUGCCUUUACCUUUACCUCAGUUGUGCAAAGUGCUGUGAUGCACGGGGCGGUGUUGCUGAGGGCCUGGCUGGGCCUGGCUGUGCAGCUGAAAUGCAAACAGCGGAGAAAACAGAGGAGGAGAUGGGCCCCGAAUAAUACACUGUACGGUGUCUUUUUGGACUGUGCUGAUAAAGCUGCUGACACUGGAAUAGAACCAACUUCAGAACCUUUCAUGCAUGGACUGUGAAUAGCAUCCAUAGCACCAAACCUGCUCUGUGGCAUUUCUUCCCUUGCUAGAAACUUGAUUGAGGUUUUCUUUUUUGCUUUUUUUUUUUUUAAUGUUACGUUGUUAAAAUUUACUCUUCCCUCCAGGAGGGGGAGAAUCAGUCCUGCUGCACCAGUUGCCUCAGUGCUGUUGCUUCAGAGCUGCUCUGAGGGUGCAGCUGCAGGCGAUGCCAACAGGCCGCUGUCAUUGGGCACUGCCCGGGUGCUUUGCUGUGAGCAGAGAUGUGCUGGGGCUCCUGGGGAGGGAUCCUGGCCCAGCACUGGGCUUGCUCAUGUUGGCAGCAGCUGUGUGCAGCCCAGAGGGCAAAUCUGAGCUACUGAACCCAUGGUGAGAACGAAUACCUGGGAUUGCUGCAUCGGGUCCUCUGGGCAGAGAGUCCUCUGACAGCUUCAGUACUGUGCAUUCAGUAACCUGGUCACUGGAGAAGGCAAAAGGUGGAUCCUCUUUGUUUAACCUGCAGCUCGUUCAGCUGUUCUUAACUGUGCACUUCUGGCUGGAUGUGCAUGUUCUCAGCAAAAACAGAAUGCGUUUCUUUUGCACUGAUGUACAAAGUUUAUGGACUCAGCACUUCAGCAUAUUGGACUUAGUUUGCAUUGGCACUGGCAUCUCUCUCUUGCUGUAGAUAACAGUGUUGUGGUUUAGCAUAACACUGUGUUACAGAACUAUGCAUGGAAAAGGGCAUUCAGAGCAACCACUGCUUGCAAAAUGAGUGGGGAAGGGAUGGGGGAGCAGAGGGAGAUUUUUGCCUUAGGAACACUGUGAAUCCACUGAUUGAUCAGCAACACCUGAAGUAUGUAAAGCCUUUAAUUAAAACCAUUGCAAUUGUCUUCUA
Messenger RNA from Gallus gallus (chicken), 2710 nucleotides. It is a transcript of the gene HAGHL, whose product is annotated as hydroxyacylglutathione hydrolase like. Bases 227 to 1114 code for a protein of 295 amino acids. Gene Ontology annotation, molecular function: hydroxyacylglutathione hydrolase activity. The transcript is spliced from 7 exons. The record is from RefSeq and is a predicted model, not a curated record. NCBI's taxonomy places the organism in Eukaryota, Metazoa, Chordata, Aves, Galliformes, Phasianidae.